AUGGCGCAGAUAACCAUUCGCAGUCUCUUCCGCGGCCAGAGUUCAAGCGCUCUCCGUCAAUUGAUCGGCGCCAUUACUCAGAAGCGCAGCUACUCGAAGAAUGCAAUUCCCACCUUCUCCCCAACAUCCUCCCCUGAGCUUGACCAGGCCUUUAAUCGCUUCCGGGAAGAACUCUUCAUACCAUUUGGACUGGGAACCUCGCAACGAAAGACGAUGUUCAGGCAGAAAUACGCUCAGAAGCUAGAAGAGGAACCUGUGUCCGUAGCCAUUGGUGAAAAUAACGAAACAUUCCUCCUACGGCCCAUGGACCCGCAAUCGAGACCGACGAAGGAGGAAAUUGUGGACCUGAUCUCCAUGAUGAAGACAACAAACGAUUGGCAGAAUUUACUCCCCUUCUUAUCUGGACUACGGAUGUCGAAUCGACGUCUUAACCCCAAUCGUUGGGAGUGGUUGGUGCGCAAGGCCGGACAGGCCGAUGCGCUGGGAAUUGUCCUAGAGUGCGCCAAGCAGCCAGAGCGGACGAACCUUCGCCUCAAAAAUGUCGGGUUUGUUCAACGCUUGUUCUUUGAACUCCACCGGAUGGCCCAGAUAAGGGAGUUCAAGGAUCCAGCCGUCUCGAAGGCCCUGAGCCUAGCGAAACAGUUUGUCUCUCUCAUGGAGGCCCCCGAGCACAUCGAACGCAAUCCGGAGCUGGACCCUAAGAGGAAGCCGGUGGUUAUCGGGACGUUGCUUGAACUCAGUGCUGCUCGAUCCUUGAAUGGACUUGAGGGGAAGGACGAGAACGGCGAUGUCCUCGCCUUUGCCCAGCGUUUAUUGGGAAGCUGGUCCCUUGGCAACUUCAAUAGUGAAACUAAGCAAUGGGUCAAAGUCGACCACAUGCUCCAAGAAAACGUACCCAUUUACAAUGGAAUGAAGCUUGCCCUGCAAGUGAACGGAAUCUCAAAUAAUAAAUCGGUUGCUCCGGGGCUGAAGACACGCAUUAACGAGCUGGGCACUUUAAUCGCGAACCAGAAGAAAGCAGCACCCGAGCAUAUCAAGCAGCGACCAACGAUCGGGUUCGCACAAAGUCAACUUUUACAUUAG
Aspergillus tanneri is the source of this 1083-nucleotide messenger RNA. RefSeq lists its product as uncharacterized. The transcript has 2 exons. The coding region runs from base 1 to 1083 and encodes 360 amino acids. NCBI's taxonomy places the organism in Eukaryota, Fungi, Ascomycota, Eurotiomycetes, Eurotiales, Aspergillaceae. The record is from RefSeq and is a predicted model, not a curated record.